Molecule: messenger RNA, 312 nt
Organism: Colletotrichum orchidophilum
Lineage: Eukaryota; Fungi; Ascomycota; Sordariomycetes; Glomerellales; Glomerellaceae
Exons: 1
Coding region: 1-312 (103 amino acids)
Source: RefSeq, a predicted model, not a curated record
AUGGUUGGCGCAGAGAUUGAGAAAGGCGCACCUGAGUCAGAGCUGUCAGGGACCGACAAGAGUGCGCUUCAACUAAAAGCUCAUGGUACGACAACAGAGAAGCAGUCAAAGAAAGAUGCCCAAGGUCCAGAAGACACUUCCACACACAAGUACGUUUCGUUCCCCCCAUUCCCAGGCGAAACCUGCGGCGUGGCUUUGGAGGUCAGUCAAGGGGAACAGUUGUCCGUGGAGGCAGGAGCACAUGAACAAGAGUCUCCCAACCCACCGAAUCAGCGGCCGCGCAAGGCGUCAUCUUUCUGGUCAUGGAGAUGA